Aegilops tauschii subsp. strangulata is the source of this 879-nucleotide messenger RNA. RefSeq names its product high mobility group B protein 3. The record is from RefSeq and is a predicted model, not a curated record. Lineage: Eukaryota; Viridiplantae; Streptophyta; Magnoliopsida; Poales; Poaceae.
CCCACAUCCCAUCUCCCCACCCGGCGAACCCACCCACGCAAGCCCCAAGCAUACGCAGCGCCCGCCUCCUCCCCGCCUACCCCUCGCUCCGCUCCGAUCCCAAGGUUGGCGGCCGGCGGCAGGAUGAAGGCCAAGGCGGGCUCCCGCGCCGGCGACUCCAGGCUCGCGGUGAAGAAGAGCAAGGCCGAGAAGGACCCCAACAAGCCCAAGCGCCCCCCGAGCGCCUUCUUCGUCUUCAUGGACACCUUCAGGAAGGAGUACAAGGAGAAGCACCCCGACGUCAAGCAGGUCUCCGUGGUUGGCAAGGCCGGUGGUGAGAAGUGGAAGUCCCUGAGUGAUGCUGAGAAGGCUCCCUACGCUGCCAAGGCCGAGAAGCUCAAGGCCGAGUACACCAAGAAGAUCGACGCCUACAACAACCCACAGGCAGGAGAGGCGUCCGGCGACUCUGACAAGUCCAAGUCCGAGGUGAACGACGACGACAGCGAGGGCGACGAGUGAAGCGGCGCGCCAAGCAGCAGCAGCAGGGGGAGGGGGUCUCUGGAACGUGGCCGUUGCCGCUCAUUGCUGGCGUCACCGAUCGAUGAUGGAUGUUCGCUGUUAGUUUAGCCCCUUGGUAGUCCCUCCCUCUCUUUCAGGCUGCUGCUGCUGGUGGUGGUAGAAAUGGUAGCUCUAGUCCCAUCUAGUCGUUGUCCUGGAUCCGAGUGGUGAAGUUGCUAGUCUUGUCUUCUUUCUGUAGGGUCCUGUGCUCGGACCGCCCUCUGUUGCUUCGUUUUUAUGCAAAUAGUAAUUCAGUCUCUGUCGAAUGUACCUAGUGUCGUGCCCGUGGCUGUUUUAAGAAUCCUACCUAGAUCUCAAUAUAUAUGGUGUUGUUGAAAGGAA